AUGGCCUUGCCCAAGAGGAUCGUCAAGGAGACGGAGCGGCUGAUGGCGGAGCCUGUCCCGGGCAUCAGUGCUAUUCCACACGAAGAUAACCUCCGCUACUUUGACGUCGAGAUCCACGGCCCUUCUCAGUCCCCGUAUGAAGGCGGCGUAUUUAAACUCGAACUUUUCCUUCCCGACGACUACCCGAUGACGCCCCCUAAGAUCCGCUUCCUUACCAAGAUUUUCCACCCGAAUGUGGACAAGUUGGGCCGUAUCUGCCUCGAUGUCCUCAAAAACAACUGGUCGCCUGCCCUGCAAAUCCGAACGAUCCUGCUUUCCAUCCAAGCCCUCCUCGGCGCUCCGAACCCGGACGACCCGCUGGCCCCCGAUGUCGCAAAGUCAUGGAAGGAGAACGAGCAAGCCGCUAUCCAGACCGCACGCGAAUGGACACAACAGUAUGCCGUCCCGAAAUGA
Molecule: messenger RNA, 453 nt
Organism: Gaeumannomyces tritici R3-111a-1
Lineage: Eukaryota; Fungi; Ascomycota; Sordariomycetes; Magnaporthales; Magnaporthaceae
Product: ubiquitin-conjugating enzyme E2 35
Exons: 4
Coding region: 1-453 (150 amino acids)
Biological process (GO): DNA damage tolerance; protein K63-linked ubiquitination
Cellular component (GO): nucleus
Molecular function (GO): ubiquitin conjugating enzyme activity
Source: RefSeq, a predicted model, not a curated record